AUGCCUGAGACUGUCGAAUCGCUGAUACGGGUUCUGCGUGAGCAAUGCUUGCAGGGUGGCUGCAAUGGCGUCAAAGCACUGAGCGUCGUCUUUCGUGCAAUGGACAUAGACUACUCCAAGCGAAUCGUGUACGACGAGUUGAGAGACGCUUUGCAGCGCUUUGGAAUCCAGAUGUCCGAGAAUUACCUCCGCACGUUGUUCGAUGCUCUCGACGUUAACAAGAGUGGCGGUAUUGACUUCAAGGAGUUCAUAAUGAUGCUGCGACCUCCUAUGAACCAUUAUAGAACAGACGUGAUCAAUGAGGCGUUUAACAGACUUGAUGUCAAUAAUAAUGGCGCAAUAUGCAUCGAAGAUUUAAAGGGUUGGUAUUGUAGUUACCAAGUGUUAGAAGUGAAAGAAAACCAUCCGUGUUAA
Dreissena polymorpha is the source of this 414-nucleotide messenger RNA. RefSeq names its product calcyphosin-like protein. Gene Ontology annotation, molecular function: calcium ion binding. The coding region runs from base 1 to 414 and encodes 137 amino acids. The transcript has a single exon. Lineage: Eukaryota; Metazoa; Mollusca; Bivalvia; Myida; Dreissenidae. The record is from RefSeq and is a predicted model, not a curated record.